Molecule: messenger RNA, 1175 nt
Organism: Danio aesculapii
Lineage: Eukaryota; Metazoa; Chordata; Actinopteri; Cypriniformes; Danionidae
Product: dr1-associated corepressor
Exons: 7
Coding region: 91-561 (156 amino acids)
Biological process (GO): transcription by RNA polymerase II; positive regulation of transcription by RNA polymerase II; negative regulation of transcription by RNA polymerase II
Cellular component (GO): nucleus; negative cofactor 2 complex
Molecular function (GO): protein heterodimerization activity; RNA polymerase II general transcription initiation factor activity; transcription coactivator activity
Source: RefSeq, a predicted model, not a curated record
UCCUGUGAAAGGUAAACAAAUGGAGCUCCGCACUCCGAGUCGUAAAAUGAUUCAAAAUGUAAGCCUAAUGCGGAUAUUCAAGCUUUCAAAAUGCCCGGACAGAAGAGAAAAUAUAACGUUCGCUUUCCACCCGGACGCGUCAAGAAAAUAAUGCAGAAGGACACUGAGGUGGGACGAAUCGCUACAGCUGUACCAGUCAUCAUAUCUAAAGCUUUAGAAAUAUUCCUCAAAUCUCUUCUCACCAUGACCUGUAAAGUAACUCAGUCCCGAAACAGCAGAGUGAUGUCCAUCAAUCACAUGAAGCAGUGUAUUAAUUCAGAGAAGCUGUUUGAUUUCCUGAAGGAUAUGGCAGAUCAGGCCUCUACCUCGUCAACAUCAGAAACAUGCAAAACAAAGGGAAAAUGGCAGUCCCACAGGAGAAGAUGGCAAAGUGUGUCCAUCAAAGCUAGGUCACCCGAGCGAGAGGAGCCGCCUCAGAAAACUGCCAGUGAUCUAGUCAUCAACAGUGAUUCCUCCAGUGAGUCUGAGCUGUUCAUCUGCUUGGAAACCCAUUCACCUUGACUGGGCUUUUGAAAAGUUUCACAAGAUCCGACAAUCUCUUUCACUGAAAACUGCAGUAUCAUUUAUGAAGACCCAACAUCUUUUUUGGGGAGGGAGUGUUAUUGUUAUCCUGACAUAUAUAUUUAAUUUUUAAUUUGUGAAAUUGCUCUGUUGUGGCGUUAUACUGGCCAUGAAGUUAACCUUAUAUAUAUUUGUUUGUUUUCUAGUUUUAAAUUCCGAUAAGGAAUCUAUUGUUUAUAGUAUGAUCGAGAUUCUGCGAUAGCGAGCAGCUCCAUUUAUUUUCUUUUAUUUGGAUUCAUGAUUAAAACUGUAGUUUGAACCGCCUAAUGUUUAUAAGCUGUGACAUAUAAUAAUAUAUAUGUAUAGAGGUAAAUAUUUAUCAUCUUUAAAUGCAAAUUUCCAUUUUCCACAGUAGGAUACACAGGGUUCUUAAAGCCAGUUAUAUAUUUUAUAGUGAAUAUUCUUAUCUAUAAAGCAUAUUUUAAGAUGUAGAUAUUACACUAUUAUAUAAAUAUGCCUUUUCUACUCUUAACUCAACUACUGUGAUGAAAGACAAAUGAGAUGUAGUUAAAAAUGUUACACGGGCGAUGUCUGAAUAAAAUAUCUGAGGAUGA